CUUUAACAGCCAAGGUGAGGCAAGAGAACCUAGGACCUUCACCCCAAAUGAUAAAAAAUACUUAGGCAAGUCUUGUGUAUUUAAAGUACAGACUCAUACUGAUUUAUUUUGGCAUCCUCAUUCAACGUCAGAUGUUUUAUGGCCCCCGAGAAACGGGCUACUUCGCAACUGUGGGGCUUGUAGAGCUUAACCUUCACCCAAUGAUAACCCCAGUCUGACUGAGUCAGCAACAAUUGCGCGCUGUAGAUGGAACUUGGAUAUUUUCAAGAAGCGUGUUUCGCAGCUUCGUCCAGGCUCCAUCGUAUUCAACCAUCAUCAAAAGCGCCUUAGCCAACACCGCCGUGAUGCCCGUCGUCAAAGGAGGCGUUUGGACCAACAUUGAGGAUGAAAUCCUCAAAGCCUCCGUCUCCAAAUAUGGUCUGAAUCAAUGGGCGCGUGUCUCAUCGCUGCUGGCGCGCAAGACGCCCAAGCAAUGCAAAGCCAGAUGGAACGAAUGGCUCGACCCAAGCAUCAAGAAGAUCGAAUGGAGCAAGGAGGAGGAUGAAAGACUUCUCCAUCUCGCCAAGAUUAUGCCCACUCAGUGGCGCACGAUCGCUCCUAUUGUCGGCCGAACAGCAAACCAGUGCCUCGAACGAUACCAGAAGCUCCUCGAUGAGGCUGAAGCGAAGGAAUCAUCCAGCCUUGGGCUGAUGGGCCCAGAUGGAGGCGAAACGCAAGCGCCCAGCGCCGAUGAUGUUCGAAGACUCCGGCCGGGCGAAUUAGAUCCCGAUCCUGAGACGAAGCCUGCGCGACCCGACACCAUAGAUCUCGACGAGGACGAAAAGGAGAUGUUGAGUGAGGCUCGAGCCCGCUUGGCGAAUACACAGGGUAAAAAGGCCAAGAGAAAAGCUCGAGAGCGUCAACAAGAGGAGUCGCGACGUCUUGCUGCUCUACAGAAGAGACGAGAGCUCAAGACAGCUGGAAUUAAUAUCAAGGUCACAUCCAGGAAAAAGGGUGAGAUGGACUACAACGCCGAUAUUCCUUUCGAGAGAAAAGCUCUCCCUGGCUUCUACGACACAUCAGAGGAAAUGGUGCAGAACGAGGCGCAACGCGCAGCCUUCGAUCCUCGGAAACAACAGCUAGCCAACAAGCGCAAGGGUGAGGGCGAGGAUGACAACGACCGGAAGCGAAAGAAGACCGAUAAGGAUGGGGCGUCGGAAUCAUACAAGGCUGCUCUGAAGGCUGGUCAGCUACAGAAGAUUCGAGAGGCAGAGCAGAGCAGUAAGCGUCGUGGUCUGGUUUUGCCCGCUCCCCAAGUCUCAGAGGGCGAGUUGGAGGACAUCGUCAAGAUGGGUAGGAUGGGUGAGGCUGCCAAUUUGAGAGCAAAGGAGAGUGAGAACGACGCUACCCGAGGACUUGUCAACACAUAUUCUACUCUGAAUUCCGCUACCCCCAUUCGAACACCAAAAGCCCCUGAACAAGAAGAUCACAUUGCCAACGAAAUUCGAAAUAUUCGAGCACUCAACGACACAAAUUCUGUCCUUCUCGGUGGUGAGAACACCCCGCUUCAUGAAGGCGCAGCCUCGACCGGUUUUGAUGGCAUCGCUCCUCGAAAGCAGAUCAUUUCUACGCCAAACCCAAUGGCCACACCUCUGCGGGCAGAUGGCGUGGGGGCCACGCCUGGUCGACCUGGACAAACGCCCAUGAGAACACCAAGAGACACCCUAUCUCUGAACCAAGACGGGGGGAUGUCGAUGGUUUCGGCUACACCCAGAGACAUCAGGUUGAGAGAUAUGGCUUUGCGCACCCAGCUCAAGUCAGGUUUGGCCUCUCUUCCCAAACCAAAAGAUACGGAAUGGGAGUUCGACAUACCUGAGGAAGAGAAGGAGGCUAUGCAAGUUGAUGAGAUGACUGAGGAGGAUGCUGCAGAGCGGGACCGCCGAGCACGUGAGAGGCAAGCAGCCGAAGAAGCCCUCGAAUUUCGUAGGCGAACUCAAGUUAUGCAGAAGAACCUCCCCAGACCGGUUCAUGUCGAUCUGCCCAGUUUAUUGAAACAGGCUACCAGUAUCUCAGAUGUUGCUGAGUCCCUUAUUGCUAAGGAGUCAGCGAACCUGAUGGCGAAUGAUGCAAUGAAAUAUCCUGUCCCUGGUGGCCAUGUAAGUGGCGUACCUAAGCCUCUUGAACAAAUGGACGACGAUGCUCUCGCGGAGGCUCGUCUUUUGAUCAUGUCCGAAACGAAACCUCUUCCCAAGUUCGAGGACAUCCAGACUGCAUUCGAAGCACGCGCAAGCAGCUCGCUACUCCUCGGUCUGGGCUGUUACAAUGAUGACGAGGAAGAGCAAGGGGCGGUCAUGAAGGUUGCAUUCGAUGCUGUUCAAGACUCCAUCAUGGCUUCUGCUGAAGCAGGCGCUAAGCUAGAGAAGAAGCUAUCACUUCACCUCGGUGGUUAUCAGAAGCGACAGAAGAUGCUUCGUGAUAAGAUGGGCGAUGCUUCUGAGGCCUUGGAGAAGGCACGCGUUGCCCUGGCUGGUUUCAAGACGCUAGCUAUCUCGGAGGACGUGGCUAUCGAGCGAAGACUAAGCGCUCUGCGCGAGGAAGUCGGGUUUGUUAACCGACGUGAGAGAGAAGCACAGGAGAGUUAUAGAAAUGCAAAGGAAGAGCUGGACGCGCUCAUAGCAUCUGGAGUUAACGGGGUUCAUUGAUUGAUGUGUUAUUAAUGGUGUAUAAAUAGGGGCUCAAUCGAGGCUAGCAUAUCUGGGUCUAAUCUAACAAUCUUUCCGCUAGGCAUUACGCUUGUAUACUUACUAUCUUGUCCGUUUAUCCUUUUGAUUCAUCUUGACUUAAUCCAUGUUCUCGAG
Messenger RNA from Fusarium verticillioides 7600, 2837 nucleotides. Its product is annotated as pre-mRNA-splicing factor cef-1. NCBI's taxonomy places the organism in Eukaryota, Fungi, Ascomycota, Sordariomycetes, Hypocreales, Nectriaceae. The record is from RefSeq and is a predicted model, not a curated record. The transcript has 2 exons. Gene Ontology annotation, biological process: mRNA splicing, via spliceosome. The coding region runs from base 345 to 2681 and encodes 778 amino acids. Gene Ontology annotation, cellular component: Prp19 complex; spliceosomal complex.